Molecule: messenger RNA, 498 nt
Organism: Pneumocystis murina B123
Lineage: Eukaryota; Fungi; Ascomycota; Pneumocystomycetes; Pneumocystales; Pneumocystaceae
Exons: 3
Coding region: 1-402 (133 amino acids)
Biological process (GO): vacuolar proton-transporting V-type ATPase complex assembly
Cellular component (GO): Vma12-Vma22 assembly complex; extrinsic component of endoplasmic reticulum membrane
Source: RefSeq, a predicted model, not a curated record
AUGCUACAAUUGUUGGAUGAUGCGCUAAUUAAAUAUCUUUCUUUAAUAGAUGACUAUAUUUCUCUUAUUUUUAUGCUUUGUGAAACCUUAAAAAAAGGCUAUUUUUCUAUAGCAAAAGCUAAUUACAUUAAUCUUUAUACUCCUAGAUGUCUUGCAAUACAAGAAAAUUAUGAUAAACGAAUGAAAGCUAUAUAUAGAGUAAAUAUUUCUGAUCAGGAUAUACAGUUAAUUGAGUUAAAGACGGUUAUAACAACAAAAGAAACUUCUAAAAUGGAGAUAGAAGAAAUGCCUACAAACCCCGUGCAUUGGUUUGGUAUUUUAGUACCUCAAGAAUUAAGAAAUGCGCAGCAGCAUUUUAAAGAUGGUAUAUUUAACGAUUUAAUUUCUUAUAUAAGGGUUUAGGGCUAAAAAAAAAUUAUUGAUAUUCUUAAUCUAUGUUUCAUAUUACAAAACUUAGAAAAACAAAUUCUUUCGUAUAGAAAAGACUUAUAUUCAGGA